This is a messenger RNA of Esox lucius (northern pike), 2957 nucleotides long. RefSeq names its product doublesex and mab-3 related transcription factor 1 (gene dmrt1). Bases 559 to 1422 code for a protein of 287 amino acids. Gene Ontology annotation, biological process: sex differentiation; regulation of transcription by RNA polymerase II. The transcript has 5 exons. Lineage: Eukaryota; Metazoa; Chordata; Actinopteri; Esociformes; Esocidae. The record is from RefSeq and is a predicted model, not a curated record. Gene Ontology annotation, molecular function: DNA-binding transcription factor activity, RNA polymerase II-specific; RNA polymerase II cis-regulatory region sequence-specific DNA binding. Gene Ontology annotation, cellular component: nucleus.
GAGACAGUGCGUGACUGUAAAAGACACCAAGGUAUCAAUUUGAUACCAUGUAUAAAGGUAAAAUAAAGUGUCGUAGUUCGUUCUGUCGGCGGUGUGUAGUCUUACUGUCUGCUAUCUGGUGUGUACAGCUUUCAACACCUUGGGAACUUUUCUAUGAAGGCCCAACUUGAUGAUGCAAAACCUUGUAGUGUACGUCAUCGACUUUAGGGGGGAACAACAUUGUGUUUUAAUGUCCAGAUACAUUUUUUAAUCAUACUACUUCAGAGUAGGCAGAAGAGAGGAGGGCCUGGUCGGUCCGUAGCUAUUAGCUCCCCCUCAAUGUGGAAUGCUGAUCUGGGCCAACCGUUCAGACUGACUUGGAACGGUGACCAUAACCUUGUAGCAGUUGGCAUAUUGCUGCAACUUCUCGCGACAUUAAAAGUUUUAAGACUAUUUACUCGCCGCCACCAGUUGAUAGUUGUGUCGCGAGAGGACAGCCAUUGAGUCGCCGAGCACUUGUUUUUUGCUGAGGAUUUUUCUGCAGCUGCCACAAUCACCACUUCUAGCUAACGCUAGGUCAUGAGCGACGAAGAGCAGGCCAAACUGUUGGAGUGUGCGGGUCCCAUAUCCCCGUUGCCCGGGAAGAAACCCCCGCGAAUGCCGAAGUGCUCCCGGUGUAGAAACCACGGUUACGUCUCGCCUCUGAAGGGACACAAACGCUUCUGUAACUGGAGAGACUGCCAAUGUCAGAAAUGCAAACUGAUCGCAGAGCGGCAGAGAGUCAUGGCCGCCCAGGUGGCACUGCGUCGACAACAGGCCCAGGAGGAAGAGAUGGGGAUCUGUAGCCCAGUUCCUCUGACGGGUCAUGACGUGGUAGUGAAGAACGAGCCAGCUGGACAUUGUCUAUUCUCAGGAGCACCACCAUCACCUCCACCUGGGGACACCUCCAUUGGCACCUCCUCCUCCAAUACAGGAAGUCAUGGUGGCCCAUCAUCCAGCCCCACCACGUCCAGUAGAGGGCAGUCUAAUGAGGGAUCUACUGACCUCCUAGUGGAUGCCUCCUAUUAUAACUUCUACCAGCCAUCCCGCUAUCCUGCAGCCUACUACAGCAACCUGUACAACUACCAGCAAUACCAGCAGAUGCCCAGCGGUGAUGGGCGUCUAUCCAGCCACAACAUGUCUCCUCCAUACCGGAUGCAUUCCUACUACUCUGCUGCGUCUUACCUGGGCCAGGGGCUGGGGACCGCGGUAGCUGGUGUUCCUCCCAUCUUCACUCUGGAGGACAGCAAUACCUGCAACGAGACCAAACAGGCCACCUUCUCCCCUGGUACUGGUCACAGCAGUCUGUCCUGUCUGUCCCUGGUGAACAUCGUAGAGGGGAAGACAGGGUGUGAUGACCAGGGCUUCACCGUCAACUCCAUUCUGGACGGAAACAGCAAGUAAGGAGGAGGAGACAACAAUCAAGAAGAGAAAGAGAGUGAAAGAGAUUGCAAGGAGUGGAGACAGAAGUGAUGGUCUGGGUCCUUAUGAGACAGAAGUGAUGGUCUGGGUCCUUAUGAGACAGAAGUGAUGGUCUGGGUCCUUAUGAGACAGAAGUGAUCGUCUGGGUCCUUAUGAGACAGAAGUGAUGGUCUGGGUCCUUAUGAGACAGAAGUGAUGGUCUGGGUCCUUAUGAGACAGAAGGUAGAUGGUUCAGAUAGUCUAACUAUACACUUAACAGUUACUUUCACAAUUAUUGUUGAAAUGUUGUCUUUUUUGUCUGUUAAAUGUUCUUCCAAUAUUGUCAUUAUGGAACUGUUUGAAGUGUUAUAUUUUCUGUCAUAUUUAGGUUCUGACCUGUAUCUUUAUUAAAAACAUGUAGAAACAAACAUAUAAACAAAAAUAUGCUUUAAAGGAUAUGGUUAGGUUGUGAUAUCUAGAAAGAUAAGAUUGUAUUGGCUAUAUACCAAUUGGUUAAAUUUGCAUUAACAUUUUUCUUGGGAGAGACAUUAUGCCAAGGGGGAGAUGGACAACACAGGUCCAAAUCAUGUUUCCACCCAGGCUGUGAUGUCACACAGGGUAACAUAACCACGCAUAAUUUACCCUGCUGUGAUUGGGACGUUCAUAAUGCGAUAACUGUCUGUUUGGCGUGUUCGUAUUGUGGUAACCCUCUGAUUGUCCCCAAAGCUGCGUCCUUCCCUCUAAACUUAUCUUACGUGUGAGGAGGAUUGGGAAUUUUUAAUUACUAAUUGGAUUUAACUCUAGUUUUCCACAUUUUAAUUGUUAGAAAGGCAAUCUGAGUUUCAUUAUGUUUUUAAUAGGAAACACAAAUAUAUAAAUUAUAUCCAAAUUCUAUUUUUUAAACAGGGUAUCAGAAUUUAUACUUCUCACUUCAUCUUACCAGCCAGACCUUUUUUUAAAUAUCAACUAGCGUACAAUCUUAAAUACGUUUCUGUUUUGGCUUUACAUCUUUAACUCUGCAAGUCAGCUUCUAGUUCUAUUGAUUAUGAUUAACUGUGUUUAAAGUGCUGUUGAAAAUAUAACGUGAGUAAACCUACGAUUGUUGAGUUGUCUACGCCUUCAGUCUGAGAGGGCAAUCCAUACUUUUUAUUCUUAAUGUUUCUCAAUAGGCUUUGUACGUUAAUGGUCAGAUGAGAUGAUGUGUUCCUAUCAACACAAUAUGCAUCCAGUUUCUCUGAUGAAAAGUUUUACUUUUGACGGACUGACAGAUGAAGUAUGUUCGCCAAUUAGAAGAGAGGAUGAAGAACUGCCUACCCAAAUUAAUCUGUUCUUAUUGUUGGUUCUGCACUGUUCAACAGGCCUUCAGCCAUUCUCCAGUGAAUUGGUUAGUGGGCUUCAUGAAGAUUAAUUUAGAAAUAUGAGUUACAAAAGUGUUUAUUUGUGGUUAUGUUUUAAUAAAACAACAACAAAUGUAAUUUGAAAUCUUGGAGGUUGAUGUAGCUACAAGUUGUAAAGAAAUAAAACGGUUAUUGAUGACA